AAGAUAUAUCUGAAGGAGAAGAAGUAAGCUAUGGCCAUUUUCCUCCGACACCAAUGAUUCACCACCAUACCUCCAGAUAUGUCUCCCGUAUCUGGAUCCAGCGCUGAUUCAAUCGCGUCAACAAGUUUUUCGAUUCUCGUACGGCUUCCAAUGCCGCUGCCCAUCUUGUCUGUUCCUCGAAAGGACCGGGGGCAUUCCGGAACCCUCAGACCAAACUGCGCUUGCGCGCGAUCUGCUGCAGUUUGCACGCUCCAAUCGCUGCGAUUCGACCCUAUUAACAUCCUCCAAUCCAGACGAAACGCUCCCAACCGAGCUUCUCGCCGUUCUCAACGAAUCGUUCGUCGUCCAGCUUGCCGAGACAUUCAGAAACGCCUCCCACGAUGGGAGCUACCAAACGGCGUUCACGUCCGGCGAGACGCUCCUUGCGCUGUAUAGACUCAUCUAUCCCGAAAAUUAUCCCCAGAUAGGGUUGCAUCUUCUCGAGCUUGCCAAGACGUACUGGAAUGGACUGCUUGUGCAGAACCUGGACACCCGACGAGAGUGUCUGGGAUAUCUCACCGAAGCCAAAGCGAUUCUUUCCGUCCUGGGCCCGGAAGGAGAUGAGGGCGGCCCCUUGGUCGAGAUUAGCACCCUGGAGAGUCUCUUACUAAAUCAGUGAUCGUGAUGCCCAAGUAAUCUAAAUGGCUGUCCUGCGUGGGCUGCGUGGCUUCUAAUCUGCAAACUGCGGAGUAGCAUGGAUGAAUUAUUGACGCGACUUCCAUGCACUGUAUUGCCAGCACAGCGAUUCUCACUCCCUAGAUUUGUGAGACAUAAAAUCUGUUUUCACGCGAUAUCACGUGUACCAUGAUAUCAUCAAGGCCACGUUCAACGAACGCCGCCGGCAACGUCGACCGCUGACGGUGACCGCUCUUCUUGGCUACAAUCCUCCGACCCUUCUAAACCCCCGCUCUUUCUAAUUCUCUCCAAGCAUGCCCGUCGGGGUCGAAGCCUGGGUAGCACAAAUCCCUCCCAUCACCCGAGGAUGGCUCGCGUUGUCUGUCUUGACGAGUCUCGCCGUUCAAUGUCAGCUGGUUACACCACUCCAGCUCUACUUCAGUCCGAAGAACUUUCUGAAUGGACAGCCGUGGCGCGCCGGAACCACAUUCUUCUACUUCGGUCCUAUAUCGCUAGACUUUGUCUUCCACUUGUUCUUCUUCAUGAGAUACAGUCGCAUGCUGGAGGAAUCGUCGUUUCCUAAUCGCAAGGCGGACUACUUCUGGCUCUUGCUCCUUUCCUCGAUCAUGCUCCUGGCUUUGUCGCCCUUGUUCAACCUCCCCUUCCUCUCCUCCUCGCUAGCAUUCGUGCCCAUCUACAUGUGGUCGCGGCGGCACCCGUCCACCCCUAUCUCUCUCUUCGGCAUCAUCACUAUCACAGCGCCGUACCUGCCCAUUGCUCUCGUCGCGUUCUCGUGGAUCCUGAACGGUAGCUGGAAGGCCGCUGCGGGCGACCUGGUCGGCUGCGUUGUGGGCCAUGUCGGGUGGUUCUUGCGGGAUGUGUGGAGCCGGGAGUUGCUGGGAGGUCCGACGUUCUUCAGCGAUGCACCUGUGCCCUUGAAGCGUCUUUUUGGAGACGUGUAGGGAGACUUAGCUUAUUAUCUUUUUUGAAUGCAUGUAGAAUAUGUGUACUAUUGCAACUGCUAUGAAUACAGUCUCAUCGACACACGGGGCUUUCGACGAU
This is a messenger RNA of Mycena citricolor, 1716 nucleotides long. NCBI's taxonomy places the organism in Eukaryota, Fungi, Basidiomycota, Agaricomycetes, Agaricales, Mycenaceae. The record is from the annotation of a GenBank genome assembly.